Molecule: messenger RNA, 636 nt
Organism: Cynara cardunculus var. scolymus (artichoke)
Lineage: Eukaryota; Viridiplantae; Streptophyta; Magnoliopsida; Asterales; Asteraceae
Product: ethylene-responsive transcription factor 1B-like
Exons: 1
Coding region: 1-636 (211 amino acids)
Biological process (GO): ethylene-activated signaling pathway; regulation of DNA-templated transcription
Molecular function (GO): DNA binding; DNA-binding transcription factor activity
Source: RefSeq, a predicted model, not a curated record
AUGGCUACAUCUUUCAUUCUGUACGAUUCGCCGGAAACUUCUUGUUCAUGGGAUGAACUUCUUUUCCGGCAUAAUGCCCACCCUUUCAAUCAAUUCGACUACCACGAUGCGUUUUACCCCGUUUUACUAGCGGAGGAGGGCGGCAUAGAGUUUCCGGUACCCAAUUCCACCGCCGUAUCUGCGGCCAAGAAAGAGGUCACGUACGAGCCGAAGAAGGUGAAGUCGUAUCGCGGUGUUCGGAAGCGGCCGUGGGGGAAAUUCGCGGCGGAGAUAAGGGAUUCAACGAGAAACGGAACCCGGGUCUGGCUCGGAACGUUUGAUAGCGCAGAGGCUGCCGCCAUGGCGUACGAUCAAGCGGCAUUCUCGACAAGAGGGACGCUGGCGGUGUUGAAUUUCCCUGUGGAGAGAGUUAAGGAAUCAUUGAAGGAGAUGAAAUAUGGGUUUGAAGAAGGGUGUUCCCCUGUGAUGACGUUAAAGAAGAGGCAUUCUUUGAGGAAAAAACCGGCGGUCAGAAAGAAUAAACCGGUGGCUGCCACCGUGCCGGAGGAAAAACCCACGGUGGUUUUCCAAGAUUUGGGUGUUGAUUAUUUGGAAUCACUAUUACUUCUUUGUGAAUCAUCAACACCACAAUCUUGA